AUGGUGACCCUGAACCUGAUCAAGCGAUCCACAACGUUGUCUCAUCUCCUCCAACUCCACACCCUGUUCCUGAAAUCCUCCCUUGAUCACAACCCUUACCUCAUUUCUCAGUUUCUCUUAUCAGCCUCCACCAUUUCCCUUCCUUUCGCCAAAUCCUUCUUCAACUCCCUCCCCAUCACCCCUCCACUCUUUGCUUGGAACACAAUCAUCAGAGCACUUGCUAACAGCCCCACCCCACUUGAAUCCCUCGUCUUCUUCCGCCGCCUUCAACGCUCGGGCCUUUCCCCUGAUAACUUCACCUACCCUUUUGCCCUCAAGGCCUGCGCUCGCGUUUCGUCGCUUUCCCAUGGUGGGGUGUUUCAUUCCUUGACCCUGAAGACGGGUUUGAGCUCUGAUUGUUAUACAGACAAUACCCUUUUGAAAUUUUAUGCUGAUUGUGGCGCGAUCGGGUUUGCGCGCCAGGUGUUUGAUGAAAUGGCUGUUAGAACUGUUGUGACUUGGAGUUCCAUGAUUGCUGCAUAUGUUGGUUCUAAUUCCCCUUCGGAGGCGUUGCAUGUGUUUCAAGAGAUGAGGCUUGCAAAUGAAAAGCCGAACUCGGUCACUUUGGUGAGUUUGCUUUCUGCUUGUAGUAAAAUGGUCAAUGUCAGUGCGGGUGAGUCCAUUCAUUCCUACAUUACACGGAAUCACGUUGAUAUGAGUGUUGAGUUGGGUACUGCUUUGUUUGAGAUGUAUGCAAAAUGUGGCCUGAUGAAGAAAGCCCUUCUGGUUUUCAAUUCGAUGCCUGAAAAGAAUUUGCAGUCCUUCACAAUCAUGAUUUCUGCUCUUGGAAAUCAUGGGUGUCAAAAGGAUGUGAUUUCUCUGUUUACGCAGAUGGAGGAUAUGGGGUUGAAACCAGAUGGUCUAUCUUUUUCAGUGAUUCUAUCUGCCUGCAGUCACAUGGGACUUGUUGAUGAGGGAAAAAUGUAUUUUGAUCGGAUGGUGAGGAUGUAUAACAUAAAGCCAAGUGUUGAGCAUUAUGGAUGCAUGGUUGACUUGCUAGCAAGAGCUGGCUUGAUUCAAGAAGCUUAUGAUAUCAUUAAGAACAUGCCCAUGGAGCCCAAUGCUGUUAUACUGAGGAGUUUUCUGGGAGCUUGUAGAAAUCAAGGGUCCGUUCCUAGUUUGGAUGAUAAACUUAUGUCCAAACUGGAGUCUGAAUUGGGGGCAAACUAUGUACUUACUGCUAAUGUCUUUUCCACCUGUGCUUCCUGGAAAGAUGCCAGUAACUUGAGAUUAGCCAUGAAACAGAAAGGGUUAAAGAAAAAUCCUGGUUGUAGUUGGUUGGAGCUGGCUUUGUACCUGAGAAAGCUUUCUCCACCACAGUUAGUUCAACUUCAACCCACAAGUAACAGCACUCCCUAUGCUUUAUUAGUUCCUGAGCCACUUUCUACUCUCAUGGCUUCUUCAGUAACCAGAUCAGGUUUCAGCAGCUUCACAGAGCACUGGCUUCUGAUUGCAGCCAUUUCCCUCAUUUGUGGAUUUCUUUGCUACAUAGUCUAUGAUGCAAUCAUGGCAACUGCAUCAGAGUUGCUGCAGCGUUUGCUGGUGAUUUCUCCACUUCUCUUAAUCAUCAUUGUCCACUGGCUCUCCACUGGGACCCAGUUAAGCUUCCCCAUGCCAGGAUCUGAGCCCAGUGCCAUUCACAGAGCUGGUGGCUCCCCUUGGGGUGUUGCAUUUGUCCUUGUGUUGCUUUUCCUUCUCAUUUCCUACCAACCAUCCCUGCAUGACCUUGUUUCUUAG
Messenger RNA from Lotus japonicus, 1776 nucleotides. Its product is annotated as pentatricopeptide repeat-containing protein At5g43790-like. The coding region runs from base 1 to 1776 and encodes 591 amino acids. The record is from RefSeq and is a predicted model, not a curated record. Lineage: Eukaryota; Viridiplantae; Streptophyta; Magnoliopsida; Fabales; Fabaceae. Gene Ontology annotation, molecular function: RNA binding; protein binding. Gene Ontology annotation, biological process: RNA modification. The transcript is spliced from 2 exons.